Molecule: messenger RNA, 410 nt
Organism: Stomoxys calcitrans (stable fly)
Lineage: Eukaryota; Metazoa; Arthropoda; Insecta; Diptera; Muscidae
Exons: 2
Coding region: 147-410 (87 amino acids)
Source: RefSeq, a predicted model, not a curated record
CACACAAAAAAGUCGACUUCGACUUUUGAUCACUGCGCUUUGGUUGGAUUUUCUUGUGAUUUGCGGCAUUUGCAAUUUUUGGAAGGCUUGUUGUGUUGAGGAUAGAGGCAAACGAACCGGUGAAGUUUAACAUUUUCCACUUGAGAAUGUCGACAGAUUUACCCAGCAGUUUAUCCGAGGAAGCCAGCAUAUCAUCCACCAGCAACGAGAUUGAGUCUCAAAAAUCAUCAGAUUUGAAAAACGACAAAACUUUUUCCCGUUACCGUUCCUUGAUAGUUGUCGAGUGCGGUGGAUUGAAAAUUACAACCAACGAAGCAAACCUAAAGCGAAUGCAAAAUCUUCGCAGAGAAUUGAAUUAUUUGAACGAGACCGAGUGGAUGUAUGAGCCGGUUGAUAAGAAAACGCCAUAA